Rana temporaria (common frog) is the source of this 741-nucleotide messenger RNA. RefSeq names its product peptide methionine sulfoxide reductase MsrA-like. Lineage: Eukaryota; Metazoa; Chordata; Amphibia; Anura; Ranidae. Bases 39 to 665 code for a protein of 208 amino acids. The record is from RefSeq and is a predicted model, not a curated record. Gene Ontology annotation, cellular component: cytoplasm. Gene Ontology annotation, molecular function: peptide-methionine (S)-S-oxide reductase activity. Gene Ontology annotation, biological process: cellular response to oxidative stress. The transcript has 6 exons.
GGCACUUUUCAGUUUUUCACAGUCUGCAUAACACAGCAAUGCCUAGUAAAACCAUUCUCCCCACAGCCCAAGAGGCUCUACCAGGGCGGGCUGAAGCCCUUCAAGUGUCAGCCAAACAUGCUAUCAAUGGAAACUCAACAAUGGAGCCAUUCCCAAUUGGUCAUGAGCUGGCCAUGUUUGGUAUGGGUUGCUUCUGGGGAGUAGAGCGGCUGUUCUGGAGACAGAAGGGUGUCUUCUCCACUCAGGUAGGAUAUGCAGGAGGGUACACUCAACAUCCCACAUAUAAGGAAGUGUGUACAGGUCUCACUGCACAUAUCGAGGUUGUCCGGAUUGUAUUUGACCCUAAAGUUAUAACUUACGCAGACUUACUGAAGUUGUUCUGGGAGAACCAUAACCCAAAUGAAGGAAUGAAGCAAGGGCAGGAUGUCGGCAGUCAGUACCGCUCAGUGAUAUUCACCUAUGGAGAUCAACAGAGAGAAGCAGCUCUUUUAUCAAAGGAGACCUUCCAGAAGGAGCUGAACCGCGUCAGCCUGGGCACCAUCACCACAGAGAUCCGUCCAGCUCCGGCGUUUUAUUAUGCAGAGGAUUAUCACCAGCAAUAUCUGCACAAAAACCCAGAUGGCUACUGUGGCUUGAAGGGAACCGGUGUCAGCUGCAUUCUCUAGGGACCAGAGGAUAUGGGCUCUUUUAUAGGAUUAGCUGCAUUUGUGCAUUUAAUAAAAUACAUGUUACGCAACCUAA